This is a messenger RNA of Cyphellophora attinorum, 1266 nucleotides long. Its product is annotated as Dolichyl-phosphate beta-glucosyltransferase. NCBI's taxonomy places the organism in Eukaryota, Fungi, Ascomycota, Eurotiomycetes, Chaetothyriales, Cyphellophoraceae. Bases 1 to 1266 code for a protein of 421 amino acids. Gene Ontology annotation, cellular component: endoplasmic reticulum membrane. The transcript has 2 exons. The record is from RefSeq and is a predicted model, not a curated record.
AUGGGCGAAUCAGGCUAUCCCGGAGGAUACUUCCUCGCAAUGGUCAACAACGAUACAGGCCGCUAUAGUUGGAAGCUGAUACCCUUCAUGCUGAUCUGGGCGGCCUUCUCAAUUGUGCUGGCUCUCUUCGUCUUCACAAAUUACGUCGUCCCCAGGCCGCGACCACCACAACAGAGCGAAAAGACAUACCGUACCGUCGACCAUGUCGGCAACCUCACAGAGCCGGAGCCACUUCCGUGCUGGUACGACGAGCUAGCGAAGAAGAUGACCAAAGCAUACGCGGAAGGGCGAGACCUGAAACCAGAAACAGAAAUCGAGCCAGCCGAAGUCUUCAUGACCGUCGUCGUGCCCGCCUACAACGAAGAAAAGCGCCUCAUGGGCAUGCUAGAAGAAGCAGUCAACUACCUCGAAACCGAGUACGGCUCUUCGGCCGUUGCACAGAAACUCCCAGCAACGGCCGAAACCUCGGCCACUCCCAACGGCGACGUCCGCUCAAGAAAGCCCGCCAACGGCACAGCACACGCACCCCAGCUCCGCGGCUGGGAAAUCCUCCUUAUCAACGACGGCUCCACCGACGGCACCCUCUCCGUCUGCACCAAAUUCUGCCAAGACCACAUCCUCCCCGCCCUCCCGCGACGCAUGUCCGGGCCCUGGACACACCGCUCCGAGCAAGGCGUGAAAAUCAAGCCCGGCUCGAUCCGCAUGGUCACCCUCACCCAGAACCGCGGCAAGGGAGGCGCCGUCACCCACGGCAUGCGCCAUGCCCGCGGCCAGUAUGUCGUCUUUGCUGACGCCGACGGCGCGAGCCAGAUCACGGAUCUGGGCAAACUCGUGUCCGCUUGCGAAAACAUCUCCGACAGCCAGGGCCGUGGCGUUGCGGUGGGAUCACGGAACCAUCUCGUCGGUUCCGAAGCAGUCGUCAAGCGCAGCAAAUUGCGGAACUUCCUGAUGCAUUCGUUCCACUUGUUGCUUUGGGUGAUGACGCCGCCUGCAACGGGGAGGAUAAAGGACACGCAGUGUGGCUUCAAGCUGUUUAGCAGGGCGAGUCUGCCGUAUAUCGUGCCGUAUAUGCAUACCGAGGGCUGGAUCUUUGAUGUGGAGAUGUUGAUGUUGGCGGAGUUCGCGGGCAUUCCGGUGGCGGAGGUGGCGAUUGGGUGGCGGGAGGUGGUUGGGAGUAAGUUGAAUGUGCUGUGGGAUAGUAUUGGGAUGGCGUGGGGAUUGGCGGUGUUGAGGUUUUGUUGGGGGGUGGGUGUAUUUCGGAGGUGA